Myxocyprinus asiaticus (Chinese sucker) is the source of this 6266-nucleotide messenger RNA. RefSeq names its product gastrula zinc finger protein XlCGF7.1-like. The coding region runs from base 261 to 1214 and encodes 317 amino acids. Gene Ontology annotation, molecular function: RNA polymerase II cis-regulatory region sequence-specific DNA binding; DNA-binding transcription factor activity, RNA polymerase II-specific. Lineage: Eukaryota; Metazoa; Chordata; Actinopteri; Cypriniformes; Catostomidae. Gene Ontology annotation, biological process: regulation of transcription by RNA polymerase II. The transcript has 2 exons. The record is from RefSeq and is a predicted model, not a curated record.
GUUCGGCGACAAAGAGCUCCGUGGAAACAUCAACAUUUUAUGGUGUGGAAGAAUUAAAAAACUGCCAUACUACAAACUCAGAAUUACAUACUUUAUCGGUUGGUAAUUUAAGUGCGUAUUAAAAGUAUCCAAAUUGUGUUUCAGGCCAAUAAAUGGGAAAAUUCCCAUCAUCGUAAACGUGGCAAAAAGAAACGUUUUCAAACAAGCAGGACAGCACUCCAGGUGAAACAUCUGAAAUCUGGAGGUUUUAGAGAGCAAACAUGGAGUUUAUUAAAGAGGAGAUUGAAGACAUGAGUUAUACAGAACCAUGCAGAGUGAAAAAUACAGAGGAACAAAGAGACAUGAUAAAAGUCAAAGAGGAAAAUCAAGAACUGAGUGAAGAGGAGGAGGAAUACCAGUAUCAGGAUCCUUGUAAUUUCACAACUGGAGAAGAAUCUUUUAGUUUCACAGAAAAUGUAAAGAGUUUUUCAAAAGAUACAGCUCAGAGACCAGGAGCCAACAAUUCUUUCAUCUGCCCUGAAUGUGGAAAGAGUUUUGCACAUAAAGGGCAUUUUAAUGAGCACCUAAAAAUCCACACUGGAGUGAAGCCUUACAUCUGCCCUCAUUGUGAGAAAGCUUUCACAUGUAAAGGACACCUUAAAAGGCACAUUAGAAUUCACACUGGAGAAAGGCCUUAUACAUGCUCUGAGUGUGGAAAGAGUUUCAAAUGUGCAACAAAUCUCAAAGAUCACCAGCGCUCUCACUCUGGAGUGAGAGCAUUCAAAUGUGAGCAGUGUGGUAAAAGUUAUAUUUUGGCAUCAAACUUAAAUGUUCACAUGAAAACUCAUUCAAAUGAGAAGCCUUAUGUGUGUGCUGUGUGUGGAAAGGGUUUUUUGCGCUUGGGCUGUUUUAAUGAACAUCAGAAAAUACAUACCGGUGAGAGAUCUCAUAUAUGCUUUGAGUGUGGGGAUACUUUCAUUAGAUCCAGUGCCUUGAAACAGCAUCAAAAAAUUCAUACUGGAGAGAAACCUCACAAGUGUUCAUACUGUGAAAAGGGUUUCACUCAUUCAGGAGCCUUGAGAAGACAUGAGAGAGUGCACACUGGAGAGAGGCCAUAUCAUUGCACUGCAUGUGGCAGGAGUUUCACCCAAUCAAGUGAUCUGCAGAAUCAUAUAAAAAAGCCUUGCCCAAUGUUGUCACAAACUGCACAAAGUUCAUCUACAGUUGCAAUGUAAAUAGUGUCAAAUUCACAACAACAUGAAGGUGUAAUUCUCGUGAAAGUUAUCAAGAAAAUGUCCUGGUCAUAUAAAACCCCAAAUUAAUAAUAAUAAAAGCAAUAGUAGCAAAACCUAUAUUUAGGACUAUUUUUCUGUUUUUGUCGGUUUUGAUUGUUUUCAGGAAACGUAAGCACAUUUUACCCCCCCAACAGAGCACAAUAGUCUGGUUCCGGAAGUAAAAAUCCCAUUCAUUUCUUCCAUAGACGAAUUGAUUUUCCACGCUAUCUUAUACAUUUUUAAAGACAGACCUACCUUGAGCUCCGAGGUUGUUUAUCGAUGGUAUAUGCUUCCGUUGAAGCCAUCCGUCUGCGUUAUUUCAACUGCAUUAUUUAAAAAAUCAUCUAUAAUAGUGGAAUUCCUGUUGAACAACUACAUUACCCAUGGUACAGCAGAGAAAGCUUCACCAACCAGAGAAUCUUGGCUAACAGAACCCGUGAAAUAAGACCGGAAGCAACCGUCCACUCCCAUGAUGAACUCUAUAUGACACAAACAGUAGAUCCCCCUGCACUCUCAAACUACUAAUAUAUUUGUGUUUAUUGGAAUGUUUCGCAAUAAAAGUAAAAUAUAUUGUUUCUAAAUUUAUAAAAAUCUAAAAUCAAUAGUUUUAUAUAUUCCCAUCAUUUCUUUUUCAAUUACAUCAUUCGCAGUGCUUCAUUGGAUUGGAUUGUACCCUUGUAAAGGACGGUAAGUACACAGUCUUGUAUUUUUGCCUUUUUGUCCAAUUUUCAAAUACUUUUUUGUUUCAAAACAAAAGUUUGUGAUGAUGUAAUUCACCUUGGAGCUGGUUGGUUUGGUUCAUGGCUUAGAACUCUUUUAUAGAGGAUUUUAUGAAAAGCCUAUGCAAAAAAAUGAAUGGGAAAAAUACUUCUGUCACUCAGAUGCUGAAUAAGUGGGCGGGGACUGUUAUGCUCUAUUCUCGUAGUAAUCCGCCCACAGUGCUGGGCGGAUUACAUGUGAAUUGUAAUCAGGUAAUGAUUACAAAUUACAUGACAGAAAAAUUCAAUCAGUAAUGUAAUCUCAGAUUACAUUUUGGGUUACUUUCAACCGAAUUCUGCAUGGUUUAAACGUUUGAGUGGUGCUUAUGUCCACAAAUUCAGAUAAAUGAUUGCAAAUGUAAAAAUGUUAAAGAAGUUUUCAUGUUUUCCCCUGUGAUGCUGAAAGAGGUCUAGUCCCUCCAUCAAUGACUGACUCAAAUAUGUUUGAGUUUAACAGGCAUUUCUUAUUGGAGUUUCUAAAAUGAUGGACAGGUUCCCCAGGGCACGUUUACACAAAUGUGGUAAUGCAAUUUCGCCAUUUUACAAACGGCAUGUACGUGUAGCAAGAGAUCAGACCAUUUAUAUUUGUGAAUCAACGUCACAAAAAUGUCUCAAAGUUAUCACUACACCAAAAUUGCAUUCAUAUACAUUUAAGGCGACUAAAAAAAGCUUUUUAAGAAACUAAAAGUAACUGUGGCGCAAAUCCAGUUGAAUAUGAAAUUACGUGUAUUUGUGCAUUUUGAUGUAUUUGAUGGACAAAACCCUUUCAGAGACAUUGCGACAUGGUUAUAUUACACACAGAGUGAUAAUUUAAAAAAUAUUUGGUUAGAUUUGCGAUGUAAAGUUAAAAACAAACAUGCAAACGUUCCUUCAAAUUCUUCUUUAGAUUUGACAUAGAAUUCUUCUUUUUUGGAAUGCAGAGUUUAAAUUGCACAGUGAUGUUUUUGCCCCGUGUCUCCUGAAAAAUGAAAUUAUCUCUAUAGAUUCAAUGGUUAAAUGCUGAGGAAGGCUGCUCCAUCUUCACCUGACUGGCAAGUAGGGAGUAUCAGUUCUGAGUGCAAUACACACAACCCUCCCCCUCUCUUCUUAAAACACUCAAAGACUUACCAAACGUAUAUCAGUGGUGUGCUGAUUUAGAAUGACAAAUGAAAAAAUAAAAUAAAAGAGAAUGAUUAAAAUGAACAAUAAAUUAUUAAUAAUUUACUGCCAUUGCCUUGUUAAUAUGUAAUCGUGUAAUUUAUAAAAUGUAACUGUAGUCUAUGAGUAUUUUAAAAUGUAAUGUAACCCAAUUACAAGUACUUGAUUUUUGUAACCUAAUUAUGUAAUCCAGAUUACAUGUAAUCCUUAACAACCCAGCACCGCGUGUCCAGAUGUUUUACAUUUACUAUUCCCAAUGUUUUCAAUGAUAAUUAUUAUUACUAUAACACAGACCUUUUUUAAUGUAUUAUAGUAAAAAGAAGCUUCUGUACAAUAAUAUUUUUUAAUCAAAAUCAGUGAAAAUGCAAGGCAGUAUCAAGGAAGUGCUUCUAUGAUGUUUAAACACUUUACACUUAAAAAAUGUAUUUCAUGUUGCUGAAAUGAGAAUAUAAUAAUGACCAACUUUCUUUGCAUUACAGUGUAAAAUGUGUGUAACUGUCAUGUCACAAUUUUAAAAAUCUUAAUGGUCUUAAAAAGUCUUCAUUUUCUAUAUGAAACAUAUAGCUUAAUUUCACAUUUGUUUCUUUUGAUUUUGGAGUAAAAUAGGACCAGGACAUUUUCUUGACAGGUUUCAGAAUAAUCACCCAAAAUGUAAUUGCCCUACAAAGCCAAAAUGCAGUAACUACACCAACAGUGCAAGUAAGAAAAGUGGCUUCAAAGGUUUAUAAAUGUGGAUUAUAAAAUAGUCUCAUUCUGUUUUCUCCAUAUCUGAGCAUAGUUGAGCCAAACCCGUCUGUCUCAGAACAUUAUAGUCUGAGAGACAUGAUUACAGUUAUAACUCAAUUUUGUAUACAAAACAAAUGUAUAGUUACUGUGUUUCGGCUUUGUGGGGCAAUGCAGUGCUUUACAUGCUUUGGUGAAUGAACUGUCUUUGACUGGUAGAGUGAGGUUUGUACUUGUUUGAUAAGGAAAAUUUACAGGAAGUCAAAAUAUUUAGAAACGUUGGGUAUGUUAUUGCCGUUAAAUGGCCCAAUUUUCUAGUAAAGGGUUGGCCACGCUACACUUCGCGCUCCAUUCACUCUCAUUCAAAAGCAUCUAAACGCAGGAGACCAGAAACGCAAGCUCAUGUGAAUAAAUUUUGUACUUUAGUACAUAUGGAAACUUCAAAUUGGUGAACUCUGAACCAUGAAUCCGUAUGACGAGAGGACUUCUGACCAAUAGAAGAUCGAAAUGUCACACUUGGCUCAAUACAAAGGCUACAUAUUUCUAAGCUACGUGUUUUAUUGUUGCAGGAAAGUGAGUAGACACCAGAAGCUCUCCCACGUGAUAUCGUAUACUGGUCCUAAAAAAAUAGGUGCUCAAAGCCUAGAGUGACUGCCCCUUCCUUCUUUUCUUCAGUGAUUGGGGGUAGCAGUAGCAUUGUUAUGACACCAUUUGUCUAUUAUUUAUCUAAUUCAGUUACAUAUUAUGUUAAAUGUAAUUAUGUGUUGCAAUAUUUUUUUGUACGCUGUAGUCACCUAUACCACUCAAUCUGAGUGACCCUGUUUACACUUGGUAUUAAGAUGCUUUUCGGGUGAUCUGAUUACAUGUGGCCAGCUCUAAAUACAGUUGUAAACAGGUCCAAAAUGUUUUGUGAUCGGAUCACAAAAACCACAUUCGAAAGUAGUCAAAAAGCACUAGGUGUAAACGCAUCCCAGAUAGCAGCGAAGCACAACCCCUUACCUGUCAAUCAACCGCUGCACUCAAACAAGAGUUUUAACUUUUAUGAGUGGUUUAAAAGGAAAUAACCACCUGAUCUGAAAAUUUGAAAAAGCGGAUACAAACACAAGCACGAGAACUUCACGGAUCUUCUUCAGUGUGUCUGAUAUCAACAUGCAGUCGACAAGCACACAAAAGCUAAAACAACUGCGCAAUAUCUGCUCAGAAUGUUACUUUUGGUCUUAGAUUAAAUUUUAGCAGCAUCUGGGAGAAUUAUCUCGUAACCAUUAGUGCUUUCUUUGUCUUUUCUGACUUUGUUGCGAUUUAUUAUCAUGUAGGAACACACUGACACAGUGAUUGAAGUAUGUCAUCAUGAAAUCAGAGACCCUUCCCUUCAAAUCCGAUCACAUGUGGUCAUAGGAGACGCAUUUAAAAGACCAUGUGUAAACAGUGACGUGUCUCACCUGACCACAUGUGAUCGGAUCACCCGAGACGCAUCUUAAUACUAGGUGGAAACGGGGUCAUAUAUUUGAUGUCAGAUGCUUAACCAGACAAAUUUUAUAGUCUGGCUGAAAUUAUGUCUAAAGCUGGAUGGUUGCUUUGGUCAUUCCAAUUUUCUGACUGUGUAUUUUACCUGCAGAUAUCAGUUUAGCUUGAGCAUGUGAUUGUUUAUGUUUGAAUAGGCCUACAUCAAUAAAAUGUCCUGGAUUGUAUGUUAUAACUAAAGACACUAAAGCACUGUUCACACCAGCAGCGACAAAAAGACAUAAGCAGAGCAAUUUCUGACAACACAAAUGACAAUGACCGUUGGCGACAAGAUGUGGGUGUGGAAAGAGACACGACAAACUUUAACUUUAUGUAAAUAACGAGCAACAAUCGGUAAUGACUACCAGUAGGAGUGAAGACAGUGGAGAUUGUGUCAUCCAUCUCCUGUGACACUGGUGUCAAAUGCAGGCAGGACGGUGGCAAAGUUAAAAUUCCCAGAUAGCACACAUACAUCUCCGAGACAUCUGUUUAAGAGUGUUUUAUCUGGAAAGCAUUGUUAAUUAACAUCUGCUAAACAUCUUAAAAAGAUCAGAUUUACUCUAAAUCAUAAAUGUUUCAAAGACAUCUGCUGAUUGUCCUUUUGACAUCUGAGAGGAAACGUCUUUGACGUAUUGCAAUUGAGCAGAUAACCUAAAAAAUACGUCUUCCAGAUGUAAACACACAUCAAAUAGAUGUCUAGGUGAUGUGCAUGUGCUAUUAGGGUUGUGAGGGAUUUCACUGUUCAAUAUAAUUUGUCUGUAACCACAUGCAUGGAUGUAAUAAAAAAAAAUUAUGCAUGGAAAACCGUGUCAGAAAUUGUCAGCAUUCUGUUUGAGUUUGAUUCGUACAUUGAUCAUUCAUCUUGUUAAUGACAUGAUGCAAUGAGCACUGCUGC